Stegastes partitus (bicolor damselfish) is the source of this 2944-nucleotide messenger RNA. It is a transcript of the gene ldah, whose product is annotated as lipid droplet associated hydrolase. Gene Ontology annotation, cellular component: lipid droplet. The record is from RefSeq and is a predicted model, not a curated record. The transcript is spliced from 7 exons. Lineage: Eukaryota; Metazoa; Chordata; Actinopteri; Pomacentridae. Bases 68 to 1024 code for a protein of 318 amino acids. Gene Ontology annotation, biological process: lipid storage. Gene Ontology annotation, molecular function: lipase activity.
AGUCUGAGGGAGCAGACGCAAUCAAUGGGAGCGUAUCAGCAGAAAACCGGCAUUAGAAGCUGCUGAGAUGGACAACAUGGCGACAGACAGCAGGGAUGAACCACAGACAGACUUUAUCUACUGUAGCGGAGCCAUCACAGAGGUCCUUAAAUUUGGCUGCUGUCGGCUACACUCUGGACACAAGGUGCUCUUUCUCAUCAUUCCAGGCAACCCAGGUGUAGUGGGCUUCUACAAAACCUUCAUGCAAACACUUCACAGUACGUUUGGAUACCGACACCCAGUGUGGGCUGUAAGCCAUGCUGGCCACUGUGUACCACCAGCCUCCAUGGACAUGGUAGACGAUACCUCGUCAGCAGAAGACGAUGAUGUGUUUGGUCUGAAUGGGCAGAUUGAACACAAGCUGGCCUUCCUCAGGAAACACGUUCCCAGAGAAACCAGCCUGGUCCUGGUGGGACACUCCAUCGGUUGCUACAUUAUUCUGGAGAUGAUGAAGAGAAAUCCUGAACUUAAGGUACUGAAGGCUGUCAUGUUGUUUCCCACCAUCGAGCGCAUGGCUCAGACUCCUCAGGGCAAGGUCAUGACCCCUGUGCUGUGUCAAAUGCGUUACAUGGCCUAUCUGCCUCUGUUCCUGCUCUCUCUGCUGCCCGACAGCAUCAAAGCCAGUCUGAUCAAACUGGUGUUUAGUCGUAUCUCCUCUCUGGACCACUCUGUCAUCCAGCCUACUGUUGGUUUACUCAGUGGAGACAGUGCAGCUAAUGCCAUGUACAUGGGGGGCCAGGAGAUGAGGAAAGUUCUGGAACGAGACAACACAACUAUCAAGAAAAAUCUUGACAAGCUCAUAUUUUAUUAUGGAGCUACAGAUCACUGGUGCCCUGUACAGUACUAUCAUGACAUCAAGCAGGACUUCCCACAUGGAGAUUUCCGACUGUGUGAAAAUGGCUUCCGCCAUGCCUUUGUCCUGGAUGCAGGACGAGAUGUUGCCAAAAUGGUGGUUGAAUGGAUCAGAGGCGAUUUGACGACAUGAGUUCAUUCUUCUCUUGGCAUUUCUUCCACUGCCUGAACACUGACGACCACAACAUGUGAUGACCAAACCUACUAGUAGUGAUAUUUGAAUUGAAUUGAAUUGAAUUGAAUUGAAAGAAAUGUAUUGUGUUGGCCAUUAUUAAAUAUUAAUUUAUAUAGAUAUAUAUGAAGUGGUGGCACUCGUUUAGAACAGUUUGGCUACAGAAAGGAUAUCAAACUCUAUCAAGACAACAACUUUAUUGAAUUCCUAAUCAAAGUGACAUAUUCAGCAUCAGCUUCAAAGGACGAAGCAGAAAACUCUCAAUGGCACUGCUGUAGCUCUUCUCAUAUUAGUACAUGACAAAUGUGUUUCUCAGUUGGACAAUAGGAUGAACCUCUGACUUCAUUGAACUGCAUGUAUUCAUCUUUCAUGCCUUUCUCUUCAAAUUUGUACAAGAAAACGCUUGAAUUCACUUUCACCUCCAACUUUAACCUUCAGACAGAUGGCCUCAUAUUAUCUUUAAGCACUCAAUUUGAAUGUGCAGAAUUCAUUGUUAAAACAAUGACUGCAAGCUACCCAGUCCUUGACACAGCAAAGCAAAUCCAAACCAAAACAUUGCCACCACUUUGCGUGAUGUUGGUGUAGUCCUUGGUCUGCACCAAAUAUGUAGCUUGAUGUCAGAUGUCAGAGGUUUGAAUAGGACAGGUUCCUAAUGGCACUUCUUAAAAAGGUUCUAAUUGUUGGCACCUGACCUGGAACCAAAUCUGGAUAUUUCCAUGGGAUGUACUUUCUUUUCUACCAAACUAUACAUACAGUCACAGGUGACAGUUGUGGGGCUCCAAGCACAGCUGGAACCAGAGGAAGUGAAGCGCUUUUGUUUCAGAAAUACUACACUCAAACAGUUUUGACAGAAACUUUUAAACCAAUUUUAUUUCAAAGUUAUGACCAGUGCACAAACAUAUAAAUGCCUUUAUUUCAUCUUUGAUGCAGCACUUAACUAACUUGGAAUUGAAACAGUGGCUUUGUUAAGCCUUUAUAGAAAACUAAUCUGUUGAAGUGAUGACAGUUCUUUCAAUAAAUAAGCAAAAAAACAGAAUGUGUGGUUUCCUAAAUUUGAUGUGAAUGUUUGAUACUUGUCGCAUUUGCCAACCUUCAAAUUCUUUACGAACAGGAAAGUUGAUCUUUGCAGUUUAAGAAAACUUGGUUUUAAUCUUCACUGUAGCGACUUCAUAAAAAACAAACUAAAGAGCGCUUAGAGGAUGAAGUUGGGCCGAGCUCUUUGUCCGACACGCUGUGCAAAAGAUUUGCUGAGAUUCAAAAUACGUUUCAAAAGUUUAAAAACAAAAAAAGGUCAACUUAAUAUAACAUACACAAAAUAUAACGAAAUGAAUCUCACACGAUCAAGCUUGCGGUCAACAAAAAAUACGGCAUCCCACUCACCCUCUCCUUCAUCAACUGCAUACGUGCAGGUGAGCAGGUACCUAAAUAAACCUCACACCCCUAUACCAUGUGACCAGCUCCCAAUAAAUAAUCAGAAUUAUACAAAUAACCAACCAUAAUAAAAUCUAUCAAUACUUAACAUUAAUAUUAACCAUGUCAAAAUAUUAUCAGUAAUAUAAACUCAUUCACUUUAUAUUUCAUGUGAUUCGUGGCUCCUGCAUUCACUAUUCCCCACAACAUCCUACAUGCAUGAACAGAUAUACUCUAGUAGUAACUGUGUGUCUGUGAUCUGGAAAUAAAUAUCAUCGACCAACUGUUAGAUUGUGAUUCAUAUGUUGCUGUGUUUUACUUUGUGGGAGCAAAAGCAUCGAUUGCGAAAUGCUGCAUUUCUGUCCAAGUCCAGUCAGUGACCUUCGUUACAAAUUGUUCCCAUGUUCCUGGCUUUAUUCAAUGUCCGCUCUCUUCUUACAACUUGGUAAUAAAAACUGUCAAAAAUUGAAA